Patiria miniata (bat star) is the source of this 2350-nucleotide messenger RNA. RefSeq names its product delta-latroinsectotoxin-Lt1a-like. Gene Ontology annotation, molecular function: protein binding. NCBI's taxonomy places the organism in Eukaryota, Metazoa, Echinodermata, Asteroidea, Valvatida, Asterinidae. The transcript has 6 exons. Gene Ontology annotation, biological process: intracellular signal transduction. The coding region runs from base 108 to 1502 and encodes 464 amino acids. The record is from RefSeq and is a predicted model, not a curated record.
CAGGGCACCAGUCUAAUCAAUUCUAUAGCAAAACAAACUGGAGAAUCUUGUAAAGUCAUGCAUUUUCUUGUUGUUAUCCUCCACUAAUUUUGAGUGAUUGCACGAGAAUGUCUCGCAAACGGGACCCACUGGAAUUGUUCAACGCAAAAGACGGCCAAAAUACGCAGCUGGUUCUCGAUAAAUGUCUGGUGAAGGCUUGCAACGAGGGCGACAUUGACACCGUCAUUGAUUUGCUGCAGAAGGGAGCAUCAGUAGAGGCUGAAGCGUUCACUGAGCAUGAGGCUCUGUCUGGUGAGAACUACACCACGCCACUCAUGGGGGCAGCUCAAGCCAGCAAGCAUCAGCAUAAGAUAGCUGGCAUACUGCUGGAAAACGGAGCUGACGUGAACAUUGGCGAUCGUUACAAAGUGACUCCGCUCCAUGUUGCCUGCGUGAACGGCUACAGGGAUUGCGUCAGGCUGUUUAUUGACUCUGGAGCUAACGUCAACGCUGGCACCUUGGACUACAACAGACCAGGGGUCUACCGAAAGCCCUACCGAGGGCAAAGCACUCCCCUCCACCUAGCAGCGAGGGACAGUCAAGUGGCAUGCGUCGAGGAGCUCCUCUCCCACGGACAGGCCGACUACAACAAACGAGACGCGUACGGCUGCACUUGCCUGAACUGGGCCGCCCAGAGCGCUAGUGAGGAAUGUGUCAUGACGAUACUCCGACUGACUGAAGGAUCACGGAUCUUCUCAACCUCAGUAGCUGGCACGGGUGACUACCCGCUUCACGACUGUGUGCGCCGGAGCUUCGUUAAGUGCGUGCGAGAGCUGCUGCUACGCGGCGCUGAUGUCAACCAGCAGAACGCCAUCGGACUCAGCGCCCUACACUUUGCGGCCGUCCCUUCGCCGCACUCCUCACCAGAGAUGAUGGAGACCUUAGUGACGUAUGCCAACGAGUUGGAUGUGGAUCAACCUGUGGGAGCGUGUGGCUCUGCACGAUUACGGCAUGGAAUGUCAGGUAUCAAACCCCUUCAGCUUGUAGCCUUCGAUCCAGACGUGGACAUCCACUUGCACGCGUUCCACACCGCCGAGUUCCGCCUCAGCCGCACCUUCAAACUCAUGACCUCUGACCCCAGGCGACCUAUGCGCCGACCCCAGUGCGCGGUCCACCUGAUCCGGUACGGGGCCGAUAUCAAUAUCACCUACCAGGGACAGACGCUACUCCAACAGGAAGUGUAUAAUCAAGACGGCGCGGACGACUCGUUACUGACAGCCGUCGUACGAGCAGCUUGCAUCCUCCCGGUCCCGGACAGACCACCCGGCAUGUGUCCCGAAGACGUCAGCGAGAGAGCCAAGGAGAAACUCAAGUGGCUCAAGGAAGUCUUCAGUUCGCCGAGGAGUUUACAGCAGUGCUGCCGGGUCGCUGUCCGGAGGCUACUCGGUGUCAAGAGAAUCAACAGGGUAGCAGAGCUGCCUUUACCAUUGUCACUUCAAGAUUACUUGUUGCUUAAAACCUGACCCCAAAUGCCUGGUCGUUGCUUCUAGGACCCUUCCUGAAGCCUUUGAAAUCCUCAACUGUCCAGAAAAACCAGUGUCGCAUCCAUUGUACUUUGAAAUUUCAACUUUCAAGCCCCAUGUAAUGUACAAGUGGCCGAGCUGUAAUACCUCCCACAAUCCUACAAAAUCCAUCAAAAUCCGGUGGAGUUUGAUGGUUCUGGGAUGAUGAGGGUCAAUGACUACCCCCUUCGGUGGAGACACUGUAAUGUUUCAUAUUUUAAGCAUCCUACAAAAUUCUUCAAAAUUGAUGGAAUUUGAAGGAUCUGGGAGGAUAAGGAUCAGUGCCUUUCACCUGUUGGAGGUAAGGAUUAAGCCCAGCAAGAAAGAACACAAUGGUGCUUGGGCGUGCCAUGUACGAACAUUUCGGUUGUGAUGCACCAACCACAACAGUGUCCUUCAGUGAGCCGCCAUUUUCAAGAAAAUAACUGCAAAACCAACGCCGUCUGUUGCACCACAAGACACUUCCGACUUCAAAUGAUGAAUAUUCAAUGAAAGUGGACAGGGACAGUACUUCUGUAAACGCAAAUAGUUUAUUUUAUGCAGUUGUACAAACGAAACUCCAAAUGUACAAAUUGUAUUAAUCACCACCACUUUGGUUUUAUUUUUAAAAAAAAAUCAAGCAGUUGUUUCUGCUUCUUGAGGUGCACAAGCUUGGUUUACAGUAUAACUAAAUUAUCAGUACUAGAAAUACUGCUUGAUAUGUAUUGGUACAAAUGUAGCAAUUGUUUCUUUAAGUGAAAUUAACUCCUGGUAUAAUAUACGUAUACAUGGAUUGUCUCAGAACACUGAAAUAAAACAGUGAAAACUAG